AGAGAGAAAAAAAAAAAGAGUAUCAAGUUAUAUUUUGAAUAGAGAGAGGUGGAGUAAGGCUCGUUUUCUAGUUGGAGGAAGUAUUGAGAACCGUUUUCUGAUUUCAUGGGGAACGUGACCGUAUCCAGGAGUGAGGCCAUGGCGGUGGCAAACUCUGACCCAGGAAAAAUUUCAGAGAAGCAGGCAUUGAUGAACGAAACUCUUUCUUCCGUGGAGCCUAAGCCUAGGGCUGAGGAACGGACAAAGAGGAAGAAGAUUUGUUGUGUUUGCCCUGAUACAAAGAGACUGAGAGACGAGUGCAUAGUUGAACAUGGUGAAGCUGCUUGCUCGAAGUGGAUCGAAGCUCAUUUACAGUGCCUUAGAAUGGAGGGUUUCAAUGUUUGAAAUUUGAAGAUGCCUGUGCAAUUAAGAAUGGUGGAAAGAGAGUUUUUUAAAAAGAUUUCUGGAAAGGCGUAGGGUUUUUACUCUUCGUUUGACAUAAUUGGAUUUGGAAUCAAAUAAAUGGGUCAAUUUCCUGAGAUAUAUGAUGAAAAAUAAUGCGGUUUGAGUGGUUAAAAUUUGCGCCUGUAUUUGUGAAACUGGAUAUUUGUUCUUACACUCGGGAAAAAAAAAAAAACCUGUUUAAGUUCUGUCUACCAGGAUGCCUUUGCGGUUACAGAUGAUGGGUGAAAUACAGUUUUGUUAGAAGAUUUUGGAAUGUCAGAAUUUUGCUUCUCAUUCAAAAUAUUGGAAUGAGCAAAUGUGUCAGUGAUGUCCAUUUAAUAUUGCUUUUAUUUGUCUCUGGAAA
This is a messenger RNA of Amborella trichopoda, 787 nucleotides long. NCBI's taxonomy places the organism in Eukaryota, Viridiplantae, Streptophyta, Magnoliopsida, Amborellales, Amborellaceae. The record is from RefSeq and is a predicted model, not a curated record.